Molecule: messenger RNA, 4366 nt
Organism: Trachemys scripta elegans
Lineage: Eukaryota; Metazoa; Chordata; Testudines; Emydidae
Gene: GRID2
Product: glutamate ionotropic receptor delta type subunit 2
Exons: 16
Coding region: 885-3908 (1007 amino acids)
Biological process (GO): monoatomic ion transport; modulation of chemical synaptic transmission; synaptic transmission, glutamatergic
Cellular component (GO): postsynaptic membrane; plasma membrane
Molecular function (GO): glutamate-gated receptor activity; transmitter-gated monoatomic ion channel activity involved in regulation of postsynaptic membrane potential
Source: RefSeq, a predicted model, not a curated record
CUCCUAGGUGAUCCAUUUCUAGGCAACGUGCUGGAGCUGCCAGCUCUCUCUGCAUCCCACCAGCAAAGCAAGCUCUAAGCCAUCCUGCGGACCAUCAGCUGCUUCCCUCUGCUUUGCUCCAGGCACUGCUGCUCUGCCUCCUGCCCUGUCCAACCACUACCUUGCGCGACAGACACAGCACGCUGGGCUUGAUUUGCAGAUUUCUCCACCAGUUGUGGGAAGCAAUUUCUAAGCAGGGGGUGGGGGGAAAUCUCUGCAUUACUAUCUGCAUUACCUUGAAGUUCACUUUGUUUUUUGGCCUAGGGGGGGCUUUUCCUGCAGGAAUCUGGCUUCUAGAACCGGGAUCUCCUAUUUACUUGAUUCUCCGCUCCGCCUUCUUCCUUACUGAAGGCGAGUUAUUUGCUGCGGGCUCCCGGGGUUUGGGGCUCUCGGGCCAAGAGGGUUUUGUGUGUGUGUGUGUGUAUGUAUGUGUGUGUGCGCGCGCGCGGUGUGUGUGUGUGUGGUGGGUUGGAAGUUGUUGUGCAGGAGCCGGGACUGAGCCGAUCCCUGGACCCUGCGGAAGGAUGGAGAUGGUCUGACGAAGAGGCGCCUGCUGCCCAGAGAAGCAAUCGGGCUGGAUGGAUUCGCUGCCCGAACUAACAGCAGCGGUGGUCGCUAUGCCCGGAAGCCCCCCGAAGUAACGCGGGGUUCUUGCAAAGGAGAGGGGCGCCCCAAACCCUGGGCUCUCCCCAGAGCCAUCAGCUACUGUACACAGGCAAUCGGGAUUUAAACAGUGUUCCGGCAUCUCCAACUCUUGGGCUUGCUGCGCUGUCCUUCAUUAUCCUCCUUGUAAGAAGAGAUCUGACGCUCUUUAAAAGCAAAAAAACCCUAAACCCCAGGAGGACAUGGAAGUUUUCUCUCUCAUCUUGGUUGUGUCCGUCUGGUGGACUCGAACCUGGGAAGCGGCGAUUGCAGAUUCAAUCAUACAUAUAGGGGCGAUUUUUGAUGAAUCUGCCAAAAAGGAUGAGGAGGUGUUUCGUAUGGCAGUUGCUGACCUCAACCAGAAUGAUGAAAUCUUACAGACAGAGAAAAUCACAUGUUCUGUGACAUUUGUGGAUGGCAACAACCCAUUUCAGGCAGUUCAAGAAGCAUGCGACCUUAUGAACCAAGGCAUCCUGGCCCUUGUCAGCUCCAUUGGCUGUACGUCGGCGGGAUCCCUGCAGUCCUUGGCAGAUGCCAUGCACAUCCCUCACCUCUUCAUCCAGCGUUCAACAGCUGGGACUCCAAGAAGUGGCUGUGGCCUCACCAGGAGCAAUCGAAAUGAUGACUACACACUGUCUGUCCGCCCACCCGUCUAUGUAAAUGAUGUUAUAUUGAGGGUGGUCACGGAAUACGCCUGGCAGAAAUUCAUUAUUUUCUAUGAUAACGAGUAUGAUAUCCGUGGAAUACAAGAAUUUUUGGACAAAGUAUCUCAGCAGGGAAUGGAUGUAGCACUGCAGAAGGUAGAGAAUAACAUCAAUAAAAUGAUCACAGGGCUCUUUGCCACCAUGCGAAUAGAAGAACUGAACCGCUACCGGGACACUCUGAGACGGGCCAUUCUUGUAAUGAACGCAUCGACAGCCAAGUCCUUCAUUACAGAGGUUGUGGAGACUAAUUUGGUUGCUUUUGACUGUCACUGGAUCAUUAUAAAUGAGGAAAUAAAUGAUGUGGAUGUGCAGGAGCUAGUGAGAAGGUCAAUUGGAAGGUUAACAAUUAUUCGACAGACAUUUCCAGUCCCACAGAACAGCAGUCAACGCUGUUUCCGUGGCAACCACAGAAUAUCUUCAUCACUGUGUGAUCCGAAGGACCCUUUCUCCCAGAACAUGGAGAUUUCGAACCUCUACAUAUAUGACACUGUGCUUUUGUUGGCUAAUGCUUUUCAUAAGAAGCUAGAGGACCGGAAGUGGCACAGCAUGGCUAGCCUGACUUGUAUCAGAAAGAAUUCCAAACCUUGGCAAGGAGGGCGAUCCAUGCUGGAUACCAUCAAGAAGGGUGGAGUGAAUGGCUUGACUGGAGAACUGGAAUUUGCAGAAAAUGGGGGGAAUCCGAAUGUCCAUUUUGAAAUUCUAGGGACCAAUUAUGGAGAAGAUCUUGGCAGAGGCAUCCGCAAGCUUGGCUGCUGGAAUCCUCUCACUGGUCUGAAUGGGUCACUAACAGACAGAAAACUGGAGAAUAACAUGCGUGGGGUGGUUCUGCGUGUGGUGACUGUGCUGGAGGAGCCAUUUGUGAUGGUGUCCGAAAAUGUUUUGGGAAAACCGAAGAAAUACCAGGGUUUCUCAGUAGAUGUCUUGGAAGCCUUAGCUAAUUACCUUGGCUUUAAAUAUGAAAUUUAUGUUGCACCAGAUCACAAGUAUGGAAGCCCCCAGGAGGAUGGGUCAUGGAAUGGACUGAUCGGAGAACUAGUAUUUAAGAGAGCCGACAUAGGGAUUUCUGCUUUAACCAUUACCCCUGAUCGAGAAAAUGUGGUCGAUUUCACAACCCGUUACAUGGACUACUCAGUGGGUGUGCUGCUUCGAAAGGCUGAGAAGACCGUGGACAUGUUUGCCUGUUUGGCACCAUUUGACCUCUCCCUGUGGGCCUGCAUAGCUGGCACUGUGCUUCUGGUAGGACUUCUGGUCUACCUUUUGAACUGGCUCAACCCACCACGCCUGCAGAUGGGAUCAAUGACUUCUACAACACUGUACAACUCCAUGUGGUUCGUUUAUGGAUCCUUUGUGCAGCAAGGAGGAGAAGUUCCUUAUACGACACUGGCAACACGAAUGAUGAUGGGUGCCUGGUGGCUUUUUGCUUUGAUUGUCAUCUCAUCUUACACAGCAAACCUAGCAGCUUUUCUCACAAUCACUCGCAUUGAGAACUCCAUCCAGUCUCUCCAGGAUCUCUCCAGGCAGACGGAUAUUCCUUAUGGCACUGUCUUGGACUCUGCAGUCUAUGAGCAUGUUCGAGUGAAGGGGAUGAAUCCUUUUGAGAGGGACAGCAUGUAUUCUCAAAUGUGGCGGAUGAUUAACAGAAGUAACGGCUCAGAGAAUAAUGUGCUGGAGUCACCAGCAGGCAUUCAGAAGGUGAAAUAUGGGAACUACGCCUUUGUGUGGGAUGCAGCAGUUCUGGAAUACGUGGCCAUCAAUGACCCAGACUGCUCCUUUUACACAGUUGGGAACACUGUCGCAGACAGGGGAUAUGGAAUUGCACUCCAGCAUGGCAGCCCCUACAGAGACGUCUUCUCGCAAAGGAUUUUAGAACUUCAGCAAAAUGGAGACAUGGAUAUACUGAAGCAUAAGUGGUGGCCAAAGAAUGGUCAGUGUGACCUAUACUCAUCAGUGGAUACCAAACAGAAAGGAGGUGCCCUGGACAUAAAGAGCUUUGCAGGGGUGUUUUGUAUCCUGGCUGCUGGGAUUGUCCUCUCCUGUUUCAUUGCAAUGCUGGAAACAUGGUGGAAUAAAAGGAAAGGCUCCCGGGUUCCAUCAAAAGAGGAUGACAAGGAAAUUGACCUGGAACAUCUUCAUAGACGUGUUAACAGCCUCUGCACAGAUGACGACAGUCCCCAUAAACAGUUUUCCACCUCAUCAAUUGAUCUGACCCCACUGGACAUUGACACUUUGCCCACACGCCAAGCACUGGAGCAAAUCAGUGACUUCAGGAACACUCAUAUCACUACAACAACCUUCAUACCAGAACAGAUCCAGACUCUUAGCCGUACGCUGUCGGCUAAAGCCGCUUCUGGUUUCUCCUUUGGCAACAUGCCUGAGCACCGAACUGGCCCUUUUAGGCACAGGGCACCUAACGGGGGCUUUUUCAGAAGUCCUAUCAAAACAAUGUCAUCUAUCCCAUACCAACCAACUCCUACUCUGGGGCUCAAUAUCGGUAAUGACCCAGACCGAGGCACCUCCAUAUGAGCUUCAGACCAAGUUUCUUCAUUGUUUCUUUUUAGGACUCCCUUUGCAAGGAGCAGCUGUAAUAUUAUGGGACUAACAUGGAUGUAACUUUUUAAAAAAAAAAUCAGGAUUCUUAGUAACAACUCACUAUUUCUCUUUCUGUCCCCUGCUUUCUCUGUCUCCUCCUCUCUCUUCUCGUCACCUGUUUCUUUAAAAAAAAAAAAAAAGAAAUCCCACUAGUUUUAUAUUAGUACACUUUUCAUAUACUUUAAGUAUAGGAAAUGUGCACUGAAUAUGCAUAAAAGAUAGAGGGUUAUUUCACAGAAGGGCGUUUGUAUCUCCCCUCUUUCUCCAUGUUUUAUAUAAUUGCAAUAACUUCAGUCCUUUACAUUUGUUCUGCUGCAUCCAUUCAGUGCUCCGCUGCUGUUGUGUGUCCUUUUAACUGUGGACCAAAGGCAAACCCUGCAGUAAAAGAAAAA